Molecule: messenger RNA, 2991 nt
Organism: Hemibagrus wyckioides
Lineage: Eukaryota; Metazoa; Chordata; Actinopteri; Siluriformes; Bagridae
Gene: kctd5a
Product: potassium channel tetramerization domain containing 5a
Exons: 6
Coding region: 52-726 (224 amino acids)
Biological process (GO): proteasome-mediated ubiquitin-dependent protein catabolic process; protein homooligomerization
Cellular component (GO): cytoplasm; Cul3-RING ubiquitin ligase complex
Molecular function (GO): cullin family protein binding
Source: RefSeq, a predicted model, not a curated record
UCAUUUCCGGCUUUUGAGCUCAGUUCCUGAGCGGAGAGAAGCGGAGGUGGCAUGGCGGAGAAGAGCCCUGACCCAAGCGGCUCUGUGGCCCGGAGGUGUUCCGCCCUGUCUGCAGCCGACCGAAUACAUUCACCCACAAGUGCUGCAUCCAAGUGGGUUCGCCUUAACGUCGGCGGCACCUACUUCCUCACCACCAGGCAGACCCUGUGCCGGGACCCCAAGUCGUUCCUGUACCGCCUGUGCCAGGCCGACCCCGACCUCGACUCUGACAAGGAUGAAACGGGUGCGUACUUGAUCGACCGAGACCCCACCUACUUCGGUCCAGUGCUCAAUUAUCUGAGACACGGCAAGCUGGUGCUCAACCGAGGCCUCGCAGAAGAAGGUGUGCUGGAAGAGGCCGAGUUUUAUAACAUCACUUCGCUGAUCAAACUAGUGAAAGACAAAAUCAGGGAGCGGGACUGCAAAACAUCUCAGCUUCCUGUAAAACACGUCUACCGAGUCCUCCAGUGCCAAGAGGAGGAACUCACUCAGAUGGUCUCCACCAUGUCUGAUGGCUGGAAGUUUGAACAGCUGGUCAGUAUCGGCUCGUCCUACAACUACGGAAACGAAGACCAGGCGGAGUUCCUCUGCGUCGUGUCCAAAGAGCUGCACAAUCAAUCAUACGGCACAAACAGUGAGCAGAGCGACAAGGCUAAGAUUCUUCAGGAACAAGGCUCUCGCAUGUGACUGUGAAGCGACUGCUCUCUCGCACGGCUCGGGUCUUACACACCAUGACAUGCACAUCAUCAGGACGAGAGAAAAUGGCAAGAUGGCAAGAAGAGACGCGAUUCGGAGGUCUUUUAUUUAAAGGAAAAAAAAAAUCAUUUUAUGUUCAUACAAGAAAUCAAGCAGGAAUAUGCAUGUUAGAUACAAGGUUUAAAAAAAAAGGGCAACGUUUAAUAUCACGGUCCAGUUUACUCAGGGUUUCAGCUCGACGUUCUGAACUCACGGCUCACCGCAAAAAAUCUAUAUAUAAAUACAAUCAGUGUAUGGUUAAGAGAAUUGUUUUACAACGUGGUCCAAAUCCAUACGGUUACCGUAUUGUGCGUUGCAUUGCAGGUGUUACCAUGGCAACCGAUGCCUUGGUGUUGACCAGUGGUGUUUACUAUAAAAGUUCUUUUUUUUUUUUUUUUUUUUAAAUCCUUUAACACGGUCAACCACAGAGUUUGGUGGUGAUGGACGGAAACCUCUCCAAUCCGCCUAGUGUUAGACAGACCAGGAAAUAAAAAACAAACACGUUCUUCAUGAUUUAUUAACUAUUUUUGCAGAAAGAAAUAAAACGAGAUGUAAAUGUCGAAAGGCGGUGCUGAACUUCGUCUUCCAACGUUGGAUUCAUUCCAAAUGGUUUGCAGUUUACUUGUUUGUUUGUUUUUGUUUGUUUUUUAACUCCCAAGUGUUCAAGAGAGCUCUUGGAGUCAAGUCCUUUUUCGUAUUUGCAAACUCUUUUUUUCCCCCCAUUAAUUUAUUUAAUCUUUUUUGCCUCUGCUGUUAAAAACAGCUUUAUUAUCAACACGACAGUGACUGUUACUAUGUAGAAUUAUUUUAUUUUCUUCUUUUACUGACAGACGGAGGAAAUGGACAACACUUUGUGUCAUUGUGUUUAAAACACGGUCACACUCGGGGUGGGGAUGUAUCCAUACCAAAAGUCCUGAAUGGCACUAAACAUCGAGUGGAGAAUAAAGAUGCUGCAGUUAGUUUUGAAAAAAUGUGUAAUUUUUUUUUUUUAAUUUUUGAAAGUAAUUUUUAGUUGAAUAAACAUAAUUUUUUUUUUGAGAAAUAUUUUUAUUUUUUAAAAAAAGCGUAAUUUUUUUCCCCCAGUAUUAUUUUACCCAUUCUCCCCGAACUGGUGCCGCUUUAAUGUUUAAAAAAAUAAAAAUAAAAACCAUACCUAAAACUGUAGCAGUUUGCAAUUAAGUAUAAAUAAAGCUCAGAGCAAUUUUUUAUUUAUUUUUUUUUUUUGCAUUAUUUUAUUUAUUUAUUUUUUUUCAUAGAGUAAAAUUCUCCAUGGUUUUUCUAGUUGUAAUAUUUGGUGUGAAGAAUUUUCUGAUGUCGUUGCCUUUACAUUAAGACCAAUAAAAAUGUCCGAGUCUCCGUGUGGUCAGGGACACGCAGCAUAUCCGUUUAACGCUGUACGUCACGCCGUUGUUUUUUUUGUUUUGUUUUUUUCCCUCCGUCUAUCUUUCACACGCAAAGGGCUUUAAAAUGGAGUAGUAAAACAUGAGGUAUAACUCCGGCGGAGGUCCAGACGAUCUCGCUCUACACAAGCCUGAUCAAGGCGACGUUUACAUGGCUAGUGUUUUCUAAUCGAUGGUUGUUUUUGUUUUUUCACGUUUACGUAGACGAACCGCCGCACCAUAGCGCAGUUUGGCUGGGUUUCGAAUCUUCUCUGUUUACAUAUCCUCAAACUAGUUACUGUUCCAGCCUGUGUCUUGGCAAUCAGGGGACCUUUACACGGUCCUCGUCAGUGAAGCGAUGACCGACUAGCUCACUGCACCAGUGUCUUGUGAAACAUGCCUUCGUUCCCGCGAGGCCGAAAAGUGUCGUCCAUCACGGCGCUGUAUUUUCUCCCCGACUCGCAGGGAGGUGUAGCCUUCCUCGCACAUACACUUGGACGCCUCGCUCCCUCUGCCUCUGCACGUCUGCCUCUUUCCUUUGGUUCCCCCGUCUCUCCUCCUACUUAUUAUAAUUAUUAUGAUUAUUUUGUAUGUAUAGAGCUAAUUUUUUUUUUAUUAUUAUUUUUGCGUGCAAUCCGUAUUUUUUAAAAUCGAGCAGAAACAGGCCGAAGGAGCAGGCCCCUCUGCUCCACUUUGUCACUGCUGUUCCUAUAUUACUAUCCUAUAAAAUGUAUUUUUUUUUUUGUAUGGAUAUUUUUAUGCUUAAAACUGUGUAUACACAUUAUGAUAUGUAAUUGCAAGUUAACAACUGGGGAAAAAUGUAUAUGAUGGUAAUGUU